AUGCUUCAAACUCAGUUCUGCGACGUGACAGCCAUGAUUACGACGGCACCAUUUCUAAGACUCGCGCUGUUCUUCCUAGUUAUAGGUAUUUUUGAUGUUUCGUAAAAAGUUUCCUCAAAGCUCGAAAAGUUUUGAAGUCAAAGUUAUAAUUACUUCUUUGUCAGUAAUCCAUUCUGCAGUCCUCACAUGAAAUGUUUCAGGAAUAAUCAUCUUCUCCUACUCCUACGGCGAGGCGCGAGCCAAUUGCGGCAACGUCUACUACGUCAACCGCAUGGAAGUUCGUGGCCGGGGAGACCUCGUGUUCAACGAGGACGAAGAAACGGGCUACGGAUGUGAGCAAAGCCAGCAGCCCGCCAUAAAAGGCCGCCCCCAUCAUUGA
Messenger RNA from Caenorhabditis auriculariae, 379 nucleotides. The record is from the annotation of a GenBank genome assembly. NCBI's taxonomy places the organism in Eukaryota, Metazoa, Nematoda, Chromadorea, Rhabditida, Rhabditidae.